UAAUUCUCAACGGCUCAGUUCUUAUAAUAAGAGGCCGACGGUCAAUUCUUGGCCCCUGGCGCGCAUAUGAUCGGCGAGAGAAGCCAAAAUGGCGGAUUCUGCAGAAUCCGAUUCUCAAAUCACCGAUUCAUUAUUUGUUUGGGACGAAAGCUCUAAGCUUUACUUCCAUGCCAGUAGUGGAUUUUACCACGACCCAAACGCUGGUUGGCACUACAGUACUCAAGAUGGUCUUUACUACAAAUUUGAGGAUGGGAACUAUGUGGUUCUUCAUUCUGAUACGGAUACGCAGGGUGAUCAAACUGAUAUGGCUCAAAAUGAAGUAGCUGUUCAUGAAAAUUCAGUUCAAGAUGAAUACGAACCAUGUCCAAAACAUAAAUGUUAUGAUGAUCAAAUUGAGAAUGGCUCAUUCUUACAUGGGAAUGAUUCUGAGGCUACUUUAUCAAAUCCUGGGAACACAGAUUGUAGAAGCAGUGAUUCACCUGAAAAUCCACCUCUUCCAUCAGAAUGGUUAGAAGAGACACUCAUCAAUCUUUACUUGUCGGGCUAUUCAAACCAAGCAGUGAAUGCUGGUGAUGAUGAUGUGAAAUUGGCAACGGAAGACACUGAUAUCAUUGAAUUUCAAGCUGAUGUAAAUGCUGAUGAUUAUGAGCUAGAAGAGGGCGAGUGGAUUCCUGAAGACGACUUUGAUGUAACUCAAUUAAGUGAAAACAUAUCAAAUGAAGGUGCUUCAUGGGAUGAAGAGAAUUGGAGAGCUCAGUAUGGUCAAGUCAUUCCAUCUUCAGAAGAGACUAUUCCAGAGGUCCCUGCCGUUGAUUUAUGGGACUGGUCUAUGGUUAAGGGGUCCAGAAAAGAUGGUAAAGGUGAAAUUUCGAGGCUUGUUGGGAGACUGAUGAAGAGGUCUGCAAAGCUCCAUCCCUCUGUGCCUACUGGUGGUGGUCUUCUGAAGACUGCUCCAAUAUGUGAAGUGCAUCUUGAUCUGGUACGAGUAAAAACAGGACAAAUAUAUAAGUUACGGAAUCCUAAUGCAAAAUUCUUAGGUUCCCUGUCAACUUUUGAUUCUUCUAACCCGACUAAAGACUGGGGAUUUCCUGAACUGUCAUUUCAAGAGCAACCCCUCCCUUACUCUAAAUCCAGGGAGAAAAUUGAAUCAAAAAGUGCCGAUGGUGUCUUAGUUUGCAAUGAUUUCCCUCCAUUGCAAGAUCAGCUUCCUUUAUUGGAAAAGAAUAGAAGCUGUGCAUAUAGGGACAGAGCUGCUGAGAGAAGAGCCUUGCAUGGUGGAUUUGGUGUGGGCCCAGGACAAAAGAAUUCAAUGGUUGGUGAUAUGCCAUCCUCACCUGUUUUGGAGUCAACGGAGGAAGCUGCAGCCGAGGCAUUAAACAUGUCAUUCGGAGCUGGAAGUUAUGCCAGAAAAAUUCUAGAAAACAUGGGUUGGAAAGAGGGGGAGACACUAGGGAAAACUAUGAAAGGCUUAGUUGAACCAAUUCAAGCAGAAGGAAAUAUUGGAAGCGCUGGAUUGGGGUAUCCCAAGGGAAGAAGAACAACAAAACAUUGAUACUAUCAACUAACGUACCCACCACCACACGUUGACAAUUUUUUUUCAUUCUCGUAAUACUUCUGUUAGCUAGAGGGUGUUAUGCUAAAAUUUUUUGGGGAAGAAAAAAUAAGGUAGUGCUGUUGAAAAGAAGUAAAAAAAAGAGCAUAAUUCACCGAACCGUUGUAUUUAUUAUUUUGUCAAUAAUGGAUCGACCAUUGUAGCAGCAAAAUAA
Humulus lupulus (European hop) is the source of this 1766-nucleotide messenger RNA. RefSeq lists its product as uncharacterized. The transcript is spliced from 10 exons. Gene Ontology annotation, cellular component: nucleus. The coding region runs from base 89 to 1552 and encodes 487 amino acids. Lineage: Eukaryota; Viridiplantae; Streptophyta; Magnoliopsida; Rosales; Cannabaceae. Gene Ontology annotation, biological process: mRNA splicing, via spliceosome. Gene Ontology annotation, molecular function: RNA binding. The record is from RefSeq and is a predicted model, not a curated record.